CGUUUUUCCUACUCUUCGAUCUAACCAAUCUACCGUCAAACGACACACGAGCAUCCAGAUUCACAGGCCUCAAUUUCCUACCUGUCAAGAUGGGUGCCCUCAAGUACGUCGAAGAGCUUCAGAAGAAGAAGCAGUCGGAUGUCCUGCGCUUCCUCCUCCGAGUCCGCUGCUGGGAGCUCCGUCAAUUAAAUGUCAUCCACCGCGCCUCCCGACCCUCACGCCCCGACAAGGCUCGCCGUCUCGGCUACAAGGCCAAGCAGGGCUAUGUCAUCUACCGCGUGCGUGUCCGCCGCGGAGGCCGCAAGAAGCCCGUGCCUAAGGGUGCCACCUACGGCAAGCCCACCAACCAGGGUGUGAACCAGCUCAAGUACCAGCGAUCCCUCAAGUCCACGGCCGAGGAGCGUGUCGGCCGCCGCUGCGCUAACUUGCGCGUCCUGAACUCGUACUGGGUUAACCAGGACUCGACUUACAAGUACUUCGAGGUCAUUCUCGUCGACCCCCAGCACAAGGCCAUCCGCCAGGAUCCCCGCAUCAACUGGAUCGUCGCCCCCGUCCACAAGCACCGCGAGUCCCGCGGUCUCACCGCCACAGGCAAGAAGUCGCGUGGUCUCAACAAGGGUCACCGCUACAACAAGACCAAGGCUGGUCGCAGAAAGACCUGGUUGCGUCACAACACCCUGUCUCUGUGGCGUUACCGUUAAAAUGUCUCGUUGCGACAGUAGAGUGGGCAUGGGUAUGGUCAUUGAUUUGCGAUGGAGUGAGGUCUUGCUUCAUGGUCUGGUCAACUGGGCACGAAAUUGGCUGAGAAGGUUCAGCCGGAGUCAUUUUACGUAGCAGAGAAUGGAAAAGCAUCCUGCCAAUACACAAUCUUAAGAUACCCACUGUGAAGGUUGUCCGACACGUUGCCUCAGUCUGCUUUUGAACAAUUAUGAUCGUAAUCCAU
Pseudomassariella vexata is the source of this 943-nucleotide messenger RNA. Its product is annotated as 60S ribosomal protein l15. The record is from RefSeq and is a predicted model, not a curated record. The coding region runs from base 90 to 701 and encodes 203 amino acids. The transcript is spliced from 4 exons. Gene Ontology annotation, biological process: cytoplasmic translation. Gene Ontology annotation, cellular component: ribosome; cytosolic large ribosomal subunit. Lineage: Eukaryota; Fungi; Ascomycota; Sordariomycetes; Amphisphaeriales; Pseudomassariaceae. Gene Ontology annotation, molecular function: structural constituent of ribosome; RNA binding.